AUGGUCAACAUCAUCCAGCCUAAAGUGGAUCCCUUGCCUACGGGCAUUGAUCUUACGGGCCAAACCAUUGUCAUUACCGGCGCCAGUGCCGGUAUGGGCCUAGAAACUGCAAAGCAGGUGCUUAGAUUGCGCGCCUCGACUGUAAUUCUCGCUGUACGCAAUGUCGCCAAGGGCGAGGCCUGUGCCAAAUCACUCCUCCAGGACCGCCGUAUCCAAGCCCACAACCCCAAACUGACCAUCAAGGUCAUGGAGCUUGACGUCGACCGAUAUGACAGCUUGCAAGCUUUCACAAAGAAACUCCAAGAGGAGAUCCCUAUUGUCGAUAUCCUCAUUCUAAAUGCGGGUAUCGGCCUGCUCAAGCUGGAACGCAGCCCGAGCGGACAUGACCGUACCACCCAGGUCAACUACUACUCCAAUGUUUUGUUAAUUGCCGAGCUUCUUCCGUACCUUGAGCGUGGUGCCGAGAAGACUGGAUCCCCCGCGCGCAUCAGCUGGGUCGGCAGUCGUGCGCACGAGGUGACAAGCUUUGAAAAGAAGUGUCCCAUCAAGGCAGAUGAAGGUGUCCUAGAGCACAUGGACAAAGAUGAGGCCUUCGUACCGUUUCAGCGCUAUGGGGACUCGAAGUUGCUUUGUGUGCUGUUCAUGUACAGUUUGGCUCCGCGACUGGACCCCAAGAAAGUCAUCAUUAACAUGAUGUGCCCGGGUAUGGUUAAUACCAACAUGAGCGACGUUCUUCCAUUGCACCUGCGUAUCAUAGUCAAUGCUAUCAAGUCGUUCCGUGCCAGACCUGUUGAGGUUGGUGGCUGGAUCAUCUUGAAUGCUGCGCUGGUGGUAGGCCCUGAGUCCCACGGUAAGAUGUUGGAGGAUAAGACCAUCGCUGCCAACAAAACUGCAUUUAUUCGGUCGCAGGCAGGUCAGGAGAUUCAGAAGAAACUCUGGGAGGAGACGAUGGCCGAAAUUAGCACUCUGACGACGCUUCCUAAAGAGUUUGUAUAG
Messenger RNA from Penicillium odoratum, 996 nucleotides. RefSeq lists its product as uncharacterized. The transcript has 2 exons. Bases 1 to 996 code for a protein of 331 amino acids. The record is from RefSeq and is a predicted model, not a curated record. Lineage: Eukaryota; Fungi; Ascomycota; Eurotiomycetes; Eurotiales; Aspergillaceae.